GCAAAAAUGGAAAAAUCGCGAAGUAAACCUGGUUCGCUUUUGCUACUGAUUCUACUGGGCAUUUCUCUGGGGGAUGCCAUGGCCCUGGAGGACAUGGACUCCCAGGAGAUGAUCGACUUGACGGAUCUUGGGGACACUGUGUUCGGCAAUCCGGAUGUGGAGACCACUGGAGCUUUGGUCGAGGCACUCGAUGUGGAAUCCGCGCAGAAUCCCGAGGAACUGGGCACCUACCACGAAGGUGACAUCUUGAUUCCACUGAGCUACAGGAACGCCCGAUCCAAUGGCACCCGUAAUGGCAUUUUGGCGCUGAGCUCCCGCUGGCCGGGCGGCGUUGUGCCCUACGAGAUCAAAGGACCUUUCACUAGCCAGGAGUUGGGGAAUAUUAACAACGCCUUUAAGGAAUACCACAGCAGAACAUGCGUGCGCUUCAAGCCCAGGACCACCGAAAAGGAUUACAUCUCCAUUGGCAGCGGAAAGUCUGGCUGUUGGAGCAGCAUUGGUCGCUUGGGUGGUCGCCAGGAAGUGAAUCUGCAGUCGCCCAACUGCUUGCGCACAUACGGCACUCCCAUCCACGAGCUGAUGCACGCCUUGGGCUUCUUCCAUGAGCAGAAUCGUCACGAACGUGAUUCCUAUGUGCGUGUGAUGAAGGACAACAUUAAGCCCGAGAUGAUGAUCAACUUCGAGAAGUCCAGUUCCAAGACGCAGUACGGCUUCGGCGUGGAGUACGACUAUGGCAGUGUGAUGCACUACUCGCCCACCAGUUUCACUCGGAAUGGCCAGCCCACGUUGAAGGCACUGCGUUCCACAAUCGAUGCCAGCCAGAUGGGUCAGCGCAAGGGUUUCUCCGCCGGAGAUGUGCGCAAGAUCAACGCGAUGUACAAGUGCAAAGUAUAG
Drosophila yakuba is the source of this 894-nucleotide messenger RNA. RefSeq names its product zinc metalloproteinase nas-8. Gene Ontology annotation, biological process: proteolysis. The record is from RefSeq and is a predicted model, not a curated record. Bases 7 to 894 code for a protein of 295 amino acids. Gene Ontology annotation, molecular function: metalloendopeptidase activity; zinc ion binding. Lineage: Eukaryota; Metazoa; Arthropoda; Insecta; Diptera; Drosophilidae. The transcript is spliced from 2 exons.